Molecule: messenger RNA, 3229 nt
Organism: Drosophila suzukii
Lineage: Eukaryota; Metazoa; Arthropoda; Insecta; Diptera; Drosophilidae
Product: myotubularin-related protein 10-B
Biological process (GO): phosphatidylinositol dephosphorylation
Cellular component (GO): membrane; cytoplasm
Molecular function (GO): phosphatidylinositol-3-phosphate phosphatase activity
Source: RefSeq, a predicted model, not a curated record
CGAUUGCACCGAGUGUCAUGCGUGCGUGUGUGUGUGCGUGCGUGUUAGUGUGUCGUAUGAGUUGUGGCGACCAGGCGAAAAUAAAAAUAAAUAGAUAAAUGCACAUUGCGACCGACGCGGCCCGUGUGUGCAGAUGCCAGAUGGUGCAGUUGCAUGACCCCAGCGGAUGACCCCAAAACCAACAGCGGCAGCAGCUCGUCGGAACAACAACAACAGCAACGACAACGAAACCAAGAGCAACAACAACGGCGAUCCGAUCGCUGCUCGCACACACACGCACACACAGGUAGCAAUCGGAACGUUAGUUGCCCCUGUAUAUUAAUUUCACCUCCUAUUUCCCCAAAUUCGUUUGGUUUUGUUUUUGUUUUGGACAGACAGACACGCACAUAGCACAUAACGGUAUAUAGCGCCCAGACAGGAAGUAGCGAAUAAUUGAAUAUUCCAGCGGCGUACAGCAGCGGUCACGCGGAGAGUUGCACCCUGCUGGUGUGUGCUGGACAUCAGAACCAUGGCCACAGGCGGCGGCGGCGGCGGCCUGGGAGGAGGAGCAACCGGAUCCGCCGGAAAUGCUGACCACCACAAGCGCAACACCUUCACCAGCUAUGUGGCACCGCUGCCGGGUGAUCUGCGCGCCACCGCGGACACGAAUGAAUGGUGCCUGCCCAGCGAUUUGCGGGACGUCCAUUUGGGUAAACCGCGCCUGCUGCAGGGCGAGCAAAUUGUGGCCUCCGCACCGGCCUACAUGUACUCCCCCAUCGAUCCCAUGGACAGCAGCGGGAGUGGGAGUGUGAGUGGGAGCGGCUCCUCCACAUCGCUGUCAUCCGACUCGCAUAAGGAGGCCAUCUUUGGCCUGCUUAGCGUCACUAAUUUCAAGCUGGCCUUUGUACCACUGCACUCGAAGCGUAAUCCUGUUGCAACCGCUGCACCACUGAUCGAUCUCUACCAGGAGAACGCCUAUUUGGGCCGCAACGAGAUCACGCUGAAUAACAUCGAUCAUAUCUACACCAUCGCCGAGCUGGGCAGGGCGGCCAGUGCGCUGCAGGCGGCGCGUGGCAUUGCCAGCCAUGGGAUCAGCCGGCGCAAGAAACUGGAGCCCUUCAAGCAGCACAACAUCAGCGGGAGAAUCGCCGCCCUACACAUUGUGUGCAAGAACUUUCGUCUGUUGAAAUUCGCCUUCCAGCAGCAGGAUUCGAAGAUAUUCGGAUCCAGUGAUCAGGGCAAACUGAUUGCCUCGGCACUGGUGCGAUUUGCCUAUCCCAUGCGGCACGAUCUGAGCUUCGCCUAUGCGCACAGGGAGCCGUACUAUUCCACGUUGGGUGCCUCCGGAACUAGCAUGUAUGCGACGAAGAACGAUUGGGCCAGGGAGCUGAUACGUUGCGGCGCCACCGAGUGGCAGGUGGUGAGCACUGCCAGUGUCCCGUUGCUGCAGAAUCCUCUCCAGGCGGGCAAGUACACUGUGCCGCCGCACUUCGUCAUACCGAAGAGCUGCAGCGUGGAUCGAUUCCUGGACUUGUCGCGUGCCUUUUGCGAUUCACGAGCUGCCUUCUGGGUGUAUAGCUAUGGCAGUAACGCCGCCCUGGUGAGAUUAGCUGAACUGCAGCCGGCUGCACAGCAGGACACCAAAUUGGAGAAUGUGAUGCUCGAGCUGGUGCGCAAGUGUGAUGCAGGGCGACAGCUCAAGCUGCUGCAGCUGACGGAUCGCCUGCCAAGCAUCCAGGAUGUGCUGAAGGCCUACCAGAAACUGAGGCGCCUGUGCACGCCGGAAACGCCGCAGAAGUUCAUGAUGCAAGAUGACAAGUACCUGUCGCUACUCGAAAAGACCAACUGGUUGUUCUAUGUGUCGUUGUGCCUACGCUUUGCCAGCGAAGCUGCUGCUACUCUUCGAAGCGGUGUGAGCUGUGUCCUCCAGGAAUCGAAUGGCCGUGAUUUAUGCUGCGUGGUCAGCAGUCUGGCGCAACUACUACUCGAUCCGCACUUUCGCACUAUCGAUGGCUUCCAGUCGCUGGUGCAGAAGGAGUGGGUGGCCCUGGAGCAUCCGUUCCAGCGGCGCCUGGGACACGUUUAUUCCGCCCAGCCGGCCGGCGGCAAUGCCGAGCUGCUGGAAAGCGAACAGAGCCCAGUGUUCCUGCUCUUCCUCGACUGCGUGUGGCAGCUGCUGCAGCAGUUCCCCGACGAGUUCGAGUUCACGCAGACGUACCUAACAACGCUGUGGGACUCGUGCUUUAUGCCCAUCUUCGAUACCUUCCAGUUUGACACGCAGGCGCAGCGUCUGAAGGCGGUGCGUGACUCGCAGCUCGUUCUUCGUCCCGUUUGGGAUUGGGGCGAGCAGUUCUCCGACAAGGACAAGAUGUUCUUCAGCAAUCCGCUGUACCAGCGUCAAAAGGGAGAUCUUGGCGCCCAGGCGGCGGCGGCGGCUCAUCGGAGAUCUCUCGCGGUGGGAAGUAGGGCGGCACAUGGUACUGCAACUGGAUCAACGCCCUCCCGCAACACCAUGAAUCCGCAGCUAUUUUCAACGGCUUCCUCAGUGCCGCAGGAUCGUUUCCUGCAGCCGGCUCACCGGAUCGUCGACCUGCAAGUGUGGGAUCAGUGCUACUACCGUUGGCUGCCCAUUCUAGACAUUCGCGGUGGUGGCCAGCCGCAGGUGGAUCUCUUCCAUCGCCUGCUGCUGAGCAAUAUCGCGAAGGUACAACGCUGCCUGGAGUUCCAGAACUUCGAUGAUCUGCCGGAUGCUUAUUACGAGGCUACCGGCGAAUCGCGACCCAAUCAGCAAAAGGACGAGAGGCCGGUUAAGGAAGAUGAGGCUGAGUUCGUGGACGGCGUCGAGCGGCGCAGGAAGACGACGGCGAAGGCGGCCACGCCCACCAACGGACUCACAUCUAUGAGCGGGAAUUUGCAGCUAUCGACGCUAUCGUCGUUUUUUCCCUUCGGCAAUCCCAUCGCCGGCGACGCACCGCAUCAACUAUACGAUAUUCUGAGCAGCAGCAGCGAACUCCUGAUGGAGACCUCGUCCUUCCUCGACAAGUCCUCCAUUGUCUGAUCCACACACACUUGUUUACUUUCUAUGCUGAACUUUCAAAGUAUUACAAAAGAAAAAGAAACAUUCAAAACACAAGAAGCAAACUCCCUUUCACAUACACAUGGCAUAUCGCUUUUAACACUUUUGAUUAUUGUUAACUAAUAAGCAAGUUAUGGUAUAAGUUUUUUUUAUUUCGUUUUACUACCAUUAAAC